Molecule: messenger RNA, 1452 nt
Organism: Linum tenue
Lineage: Eukaryota; Viridiplantae; Streptophyta; Magnoliopsida; Malpighiales; Linaceae
Source: the annotation of a GenBank genome assembly
AUGGCCAAGCCAGUAAAAGUUGAGAUCAUCUCAAAACAAUACAUCAAGCCAAGCUCCCCAACCCCGCCGGAGAAGUCGUCGCUAAAGAUCUCGGUAAUGGACGAGCUCAACUACGUCAUGUCCACGCCACUGGUCCUCUUUUACCCGGCCGCCGACAUCGGUCCCGAAGACGACGUCGUUUCGUACCUCUCCGGCAAAUCCCGCCUCCUGAAGGCCGCCCUCGCCGACACGCUCACCCUGUACUACCCCUACGCCGGCGUCCUCACCGCCGCCGGCACGUCGAUCGACUGCAACGACGCCGGCAUCGAGUACGUCGAGGCCGCCGUCGACGGGACCCUCUCCGACGCCGUGUUCCGCCGCCCGGACCCCGACCUCCUCGAGAACUUCCUCUUUGUUCAGGACCUCGCCGGCGGCGGCCGCUACGUCGGCGCCAGGGUCCAGACCACCGCGUUCGCCUGCGGCGGCAUGGCGGUGGCGAUCAGCCUGACGCACAAGAUCGGCGACGGCGCCUCCCUGCAGACGUUCCUCCAGACCUGGGCGGCCGCCGUGGCGGCCAGGGAGAAAUCGACGCCGAUUCCGGCGGAGUUAUUCCCGGAGUUCGCGUCCGACUCCAUCAUCCUGUCGUCGAGCGACGUCGGGGUGCCCCUCCCCACUCCGCCGGAGGCGAGGAGGGAGCAGGUCCGAACCACCACGAGGAGGUUCGUGUUCCGGCCGGAGGUGAUGGAGCCGCUCCGUCGCCGGUGCUCCAGCCUGGCGGUGGAGCGCCCGACCCGGGUCGAGGCCGUCUCCGCCGUCAUAUGGAGGUCGCUGAUGAAGAUCAACGCAGCCAAACGCUCGGCCGCCGGACUCCAAAAUCAGAAGAAGGAGUCGGUGCUGGUCCAGGCCACAAACUGGCGCACGAAGUUCAACCCGCCUCUCUCCGCCCACCUCGUCGGCAACCUCUCCGGGAAACUCAUCUGCCGGGCCGAGCGCGGCGCCGACGAGGACCUGAAAUCCCUGGUGGGGUACAUACGGGGCGAGAUGCGGGCGGAGCACGAGCGGCACUUCGCGGAGACGAGCAGGAAGAAGAUCGGGGUGGACGACGUGGUGGAAGGCAUCAUCGACUUCGCGGUGGAGUUCAAGGAGAUGCACGCCAGGGACGACGUCGACUUGUACAGCUUCAGCAGCCUGCUGACGUUCAAGUUCCACGACGUGGAUUUCGGGUGGGGGAAGCCGGCGUGGGUGGUUUUCACCAACUUGAUUUUGGAGCGGUUUGUGCUGUUUCUUGAAGGCGGCGGCGAGGGGAAAGGUGGCGGCGGGGUGGAGGCGAUGGUGUCGAUUGGGGAAGAUGACGCGGCGGCGUUGGAGGAGGAUGAGGAGUUGCUCGAGUUUGCUUCGUUCAAUCCUCCUGUUGGAGGUGGAGGAGGAGGGAAGAGGGAGGGAAGAGGGGCGAAGAUUUUGUCGUCGUUAUGA